UCCUCUCUCCAAAAUGGCGCUUCGCCGAUCACUUUCGAAGCGCCUCUUCUCCGCCACCGCCCCUCCACCCCCGUCUCCGACCCUCGUCCACUCUCCUCGGCCCUCCCCGGCCCACCGCCACCGCUCCCCUACCUUCUUCCGCCGUUUCCUCCAGCGCCGCGCGCUGAACAACCACUCCGCCCUCCCCUCUUUCCUGUCGCUCCCCGUCGGCGAUAAGCUCAGGGAGAAGCUCAAGCCGAUGAGCGUCGCAGGAUACCAGCUCCCCUGUCUUGAAGCCGGCGAGGUGGAGGAGGGAGGAGUCUGCGUGAGCGCGGCAGACGCGAAGAGGGUGAUGAGGCUCGUGAAAAUGGAAGGUGUUAGAGAGAGGCUGAGGAAUAUUCCGGCGAGUACGGUUCCGUACAGUGAGUUUUUGAGGAUAUGCGUUGAGGCGUGCGGCUGCGGACAAAUGGGUGCCGAGUUCGCUAAGGCAUUGGAUGACUCCGGGAACGUCAUCGUUUUGGGUGCUCUUGUUUUUCUCCACCCCGAUCAGGUGGCAAAAUCAAUGGAGACACUAAUAUCGGAAGCAUUUGGGAUGUCGAACGAGCCGAGAAGGAGAGAAUUGACAAAGCUGGAGCAGCAAAAGGGCGUCAUCGACGAAAAAGCCCGAUCUCUCGUGCGACGUGAACUCUACUGUGGGCUGGGCUUCGUGGGCCUCCAAACAUUGGGCUUCAUGAGGCUAACGUUUUGGGAGUUGAGUUGGGAUGUGAUGGAGCCCAUUUGCUUCUUUGUGACAUCCCUCCAUUUUGCAUUAGCCUAUGCCUUCUUUUUGAGGACAUCCAAAGAGCCCUCUUUUGAAGGCUACUUCCAAACCAGGUUUAGAGUUAAACAAGAGAAGCUCUUCAGCCUCCACAACUUUGAUGUCCACAGGUAUAAUAAGCUUUCUCAGGCUUUUUACCCUUAUCGAUACAACCACAGCUCAUGGAAAUGUAAGUAGAUGUUAGGGAGGGGUGUGCAUGUGGAAAGGAUGAACUCUUCAUUAUGUAAUUAGCAUUAUACAUAUUUACCCUUUAAUAUUAUAUACGCUAUAA
Salvia splendens (bonfire salvia) is the source of this 1067-nucleotide messenger RNA. RefSeq names its product calcium uniporter (DUF607). Gene Ontology annotation, cellular component: uniplex complex. Bases 14 to 973 code for a protein of 319 amino acids. Gene Ontology annotation, molecular function: uniporter activity; calcium channel activity. The record is from RefSeq and is a predicted model, not a curated record. NCBI's taxonomy places the organism in Eukaryota, Viridiplantae, Streptophyta, Magnoliopsida, Lamiales, Lamiaceae. The transcript is spliced from 2 exons. Gene Ontology annotation, biological process: mitochondrial calcium ion homeostasis; calcium import into the mitochondrion.